AUGUAUAAUAUUGCUCCGCAAAUCGGUUAUGGACAUUCUUCAUCCAUAUCACCCCAAGUAAUAGUUUCUGGUGUAAAUAUUGGGAAUGAAGGUGGUCCUCAUAUACCCAAUGUCCGUCUUUCAUUUAUUACCGCGACGGACCAAUCUAAAUUCGAACAACUUUUUCUUGAGAAUACAGCGGGAAGAAAAUACCUAACCGGCGAUGUAGCAAGUAGGAUUUUAACGCAUUCAAAAUUAUCUACCGAUGCAUUGGCUAAAAUAUGGACAUUAUCAAAUAUAACUUCCAGUGGAAAUCUUACUUUUCCUGAAUUUGCUCUUGCUAUGUAUUUGACCAAUUUAAAAAUUAAAGGUCAAGAAUUACCAAAUUCAGUUCCAGAAAAUAUUCAUAAUGAACAAAUACAGAGAAGUAAUAGUCCAUCACAACAACAAAUUAUGCAACAACAAUAUUCUGGAAUGAAUAUGGUUUCUAGUGUUCCCAAUGUUGGACAAUAUCCUUCUUCUUCAUCUAUUACCACUUCUAUGGGAAAUAUUAUAAUGCAUGAUAUGACGCCUUUUACAAGAAGGAUGAUGCCACAACAAAAUCCUCCUCAACAAUAUAGUACUAUUGAAUUACAGGGAAAUGUAAAAAUUCCUUGGGCUGUGACUCCUGAAGAAAAAGCUCAAUAUCUGGAAAUAUUUAGACAAUGGGAUUCAUCGGGAUUAGGAUAUUUAACUGGCAAGAAUUUAUCUGAUCCAAAUAAUAAUGGAAAAUUAAAUCAAGAUGAAUUUGCUGUAGCCAUGCAUUUAAUAUAUAGAAAACUCAAUGGUUAUGAUGUUCCUACAACUCUCCCUCCUGAGCUUAUUCCUCCUUCCACGAGAGAGUUAACUGAAAGUGUUAACCAACUUAAAUCACUUUUAUCUUCUGACGUACGAGCUUCACAAACGGGAUUGACCCCAAGUGGUCCUCAAUAUUUGAAAUCUAGAAGUUUUACUGGUACACCUACAAUUGAAAGAAAUGAUGCAGUGGCAUAUAAACAUAAGGAUGAUGAUGCAACUUAUGUAUCAGCUGCUAGAAGACGUGUUCCUUCAAUAUCUCGUAGUACCUCUAGUUCAUUUUCUUCCUUACAUACAUCAACAGGUUCAGAGACACUUGGAGAUGAUUCAUCAAACAAAUUAUCCGAAUUACGAAAACAAAUUCAUGAAAAGCAAAUUUUAUUAGAUGCAUUGUCUUAUUCCGCUGAAUCUGCACCAAUUUCACAUGAUUAUUCUUAUUCAAGUGAUAUGACCGAUACUUUUGACUUAAAGUAUAAAAUUAAGGAUUUACAGAAACAAAUAGAAAAUGCAAAGGAUUCUCAACCAGAGUGGGUUUCUCGAGAGUAUAAUAGGAAUUUUGAUGAAUUAAAUUCCAUGUUAAAUCAACAUCAUAAUUUAGAUAAUGACCUAAACAAUAUGCUUUCAAGUAUUGUUCCAAAUUUGAUUGUAAAGGUUCGUGAAAUUAACAAUAAAAUUGUUGAUGCAAAAUUAGAACUUUUUAGAAUUCGUGAUACACAAGGUGGUGGAUCAAACAUUAUAGGCACUGGUCCAGGUGGAACUAUUACGGAAGCGGACAAAAUUAAAGCAAAGGCACGGGCUAUGGUUCAAGAACGUGUGGCACGAAUGACGGGAAAAUCUAUAACAUCAAGACGAUUUGAUGAAGAAAAAUCUAAAGCUUAUUCUGAAAAGGCUACACGUGAACAGAGAAUUGAAGAAAUUGAAAGAACUGUGUCAAAGUUACAAAAUUCUAUGAUAGAAUUAACAAGGCAACGUGAAGAAAUUGAAGAAAAAUUACGACAAUUUAAUAAAGGAUCUCUUGCUAGUGAUAUCAAAAAAUGGGAAGAUGGUAUAGGUGUUAGCGAUGAAGUUCGGAAAUUCAUAGAAGAACUCAAAAGUAUUGGAAAUAUAACAUCAUCAAGGAGUGAUUACUUAUCAAGUAGUAAAGAUACUUAUAACGAUAAUUAUCAAGACACUUAUAAAGACACUUAUAAAGAUAAUAACCAAAAUACUUAUAAACGUUCAACUUCUUCAACUUCGAUUUACAUUUCUUCUAAUGUUUCAGCCCCAAGUUCUUUAUCUAAGGCAAAAACCCGUGAAGAACGUGAAGCAUUUAUUAAAGCAGAAGGUGCUCGUAGAAUUCAAGAAAGGUUUGCAAAUCUUGGAAUCAAACAGACAAAUACUCCACCUACUGCUCCCGGUUCUCCUACACUUACAGACCGUCUCGCACGCGAAAAAGCCGAGGCGGCUGAAAGGGAAGCUCGAGCCGAUCGUGAACACGAAGAACGUGAACGUUUGCGUAGUCAAAAAUUAUUAGCAGAGAAACAAAAGAAAGCUGAACUAGAAGCAGAAAAAUUAAGAAAAAUGGAAGAGUUUGAGCGGAAUGAGGAAUCAAGAAAAAAUCAGUGGCUUUCUGAAGCAAAAGAACUUGAACAUGCGAAAGAUAAGAAAGCACGUGAUAAAGAAGAAGCGGCCCGUGCAAUGGAGUUAGAAUUAGAAAGACGUCAUCUAGAGGAAGUUGAAAGAGAAAAACGACAAAAAGAAGAACGCUUGGCACGUAUUAAAAGAGAACAGGAAGAAAGAGCGGCAGAAGAAGAGCGACGAAGACUUGAACAAGAAGCUUUAAUAGAAAAUUCAAGAGCAGCUAGAGAAAGAAUCAAAAAAAGGGAAGAAGAAGCUAAACAACGUGAGGAAAAGGUAGAAACAUUGCCAAAGGUUACGAGAGAAAAUUCACUUGAAUCAUACUCUAAGGUUACGAGAGAAAAUUCACUUGAAUCAUACUCUAAGGUUACGAGAAAAAAUUCACUUGAAUCAGACUCUAAGGUUACUGAUUUACCAGAAGAAAAUGUGAAUAAUAAUCCAUUUUUAAUGUUUAAUAAGAAAAAUGAGAAUGAACAAUCUAAUGUUGAUGAUCAAACUAAUAGUGAGGAACAGAACACAAAACCGAUAACUAGUACAAAUCCUUCUCCAAUACAAUUAACAACACUUUCAAAUUCUUCACCUUCACAUGUAUCAACUGAUCGAAAUGCUUUGUUAAGUCAAAUUCAACAAGGGAAAAGAUUGAAGCCUACCAAAACUAUAGAUAAAUCGGCACCACUUAUUAGUGGGAAGACAUCAUCUACAACAUCCCAGUCUAACAAUAAUUCACAUGCCAGUUCAUCCAAUGAUUCGCCUUCCAAGUUUGGUUUACCUGGAUUGCCGGGAUUAGGUGGAUUACUAGCGGCAGCCAUUCCCAAUCUUAAAAGUCGAGAUAGUAAUAAUAAUAAUGAUCGUUCAGUAGUAACAGAAGAAAGAACAAUUUCAGAAACUUCUCAACAAAAAUCUAAAUCUGAUCGUAGAGUAUCUACAGAUUGGUUUGGUAGUUUAGCAUCAGAUCAACUUGCAGGUGAAGGAACGACAGCUUCACUUGCCAUAAGUAAUAUUAAUCAAAAUGAAGCAAUAAAUCAACAACAACAAUCUGUUGAAACAUCAUCACCUAUUACUUUGUCAACAGUAGAUGAUGAUAUAGAUUUUAAUCAAGAAUUUCGAGUAAAAAGUAUUUAUCCAUAUUCCGGUAAUAAUGGACCGGAUGAUCUUCAAUUUGAUAUGGGGAUCGUUUUCAUUGCACAUCCAUCGAAGAAUGAAUCAAAUCAAGAUUGGUGGUAUGGAAAAAUUGAACAAACCAAAUCAAAAGGCUGGUUUCCAAAAACUUAUGUAGAACUAUAUAAAGAAGAAAAAGAAAUUUGUAAAGCAAGAGUUCUAUUUAAAUGGGAGGCACAAAAUUCGGAGCAACUUAACAUUGAAGAAGGAAAUGUUAUAUCAAUCCUUGACAAGGCAUUAGGAGAUUGGUGGAAGGCAGAAUAUGAAGGUGCUAAAGGAAUUAUUCCCGCCAAUUAUGUCGAAGAAAUUACUAGUAGUAGCGCAGAUGAAGGUGAGUCAAGUGAAGAAGAUAAUGAAGAUGAUGAAGAAGAUGAAGAAAAUGGUGAUGAUUAUGAUGAGGAUGAAGAUGAUAAAGUAGAAAAAAAAGAUGAUGAUCAAGAAUAUUCAUAUGAUAUAGCAUUUUCAGAACCGAUAGAAAUACCAAGAUUCAAUAUUCAAUCAGAACAAUCACCUAAAAGAUUAGAUUUUAGAAAAUCGACAAUAUCAACAAUAUCUUCCACAAAUUCAUUAACAUCAACAUUAUUAACAGCUGAUGGAGGACCAUCAGCAUCAACAUCAACCUGGACAUCAAUAAUAAAUUCCGCAUUAAUAGAGAAUCUAAGUAAAGAAGAACGUAAACGACAAGAAUCUAUAUACGAAUUAAUAUACACAGAACAUACAUAUUGUCGAGAUUUAGAAAUGAUAAUAGAUGUAUUUCAAAGACCAAUGCAAGAAUAUUUAACAAAAAAAGAAUUAAAUUUAGUAUUUUCUAAUAUUUAUGAUUUAUUAUUAUGUAAUCUGGUAAUUUUAAGUGAAUUGGAACAAAGACAAAAACAAGAUGAAUUUCUAUUAGAUAACGUAGGGGACAUAUUGAUAAAACAUGUUAAUGAAUUAAGAUUAUAUAAAACUUAUUGUGGAAAUCAAUUGAAUGCUAUUAAUUUCUUACAAAAGAAAAUUAAUGAAGAUAAAAAAUUUUAUGAUUUCUUAAAGAAAUGUCAACAAGAUUCCAGAUGUGGGUCACUAGAUUUAUCUAGUUUUUUAUUGAAACCAUUACAAAGAAUAACUAGAUAUCCUUUAUUGAUAAGACAGAUAUUACAUUAUACUAGUAAAGAUAAUGAAGAUCAUAAAAAUUUGAUGGAAGCACUUCAUAAAGCAGAAGAAAUUUUAGAAGAAACUAAUGAAGCGGCAAGAGAGCAAGAAAAUGAAAUUAAGUUAGCAGAAAUAUCAAAUAUGACAAGAUUGGUUGGGAAAAGGCAAUUCAUUCUUGAGGGAUCAUUAAAAAAAGUAAAAAGUGGAAGAAACUUAUAUGGAUAUCUUUUCAAUGAUAUAUUAAUUCUCUGUCAACAAGUCAAAAAAUCUACAAGCAAAGGUGAAGAUUGCUUUCAAGUGAUUCACAUACAAGAUAUAAUAAAAUUAAGAGCUCCUAGUGUUUCAGUAAAAAGACAAUGGGUUAAUCAACUAGAUACUGCUAGUGGAUAUUGUAGUGCUCCUGCAUCAGUAGAUAGUAUUAGUGGAACACUUAGAGUUUUGGUAUAUGAAGGAAAAGUUCCAAUAAAAGAAUUUGAACAUGUUAUAACAUUAGAAGAUACAUUAAAAGUUUCCUUAUUUAAUUAUGAUAAAUAUUCACGAGAUGAAUAUUUAGGCCAAGCAGAAAUUGGAUUACAUCUUUUAAAUUAUUAUGGAGACAAUGAAACUGAACAAAUUAGAUUACCAUUAAAAGAUGUUCCACCUGGAAAGACUCCUGGUCAUAUAUGUUUAUAUUUAAGUUAUAAAGCUACUCAAUAA
Diversispora eburnea is the source of this 5412-nucleotide messenger RNA. The record is from the annotation of a GenBank genome assembly. NCBI's taxonomy places the organism in Eukaryota, Fungi, Glomeromycota, Glomeromycetes, Diversisporales, Diversisporaceae.